GCCUCUGUCAGUCACACAAAGGCAAAUCUGCUCCUCUUUCAAAUGGACUCAGUUUAGGAGAAGGUAGAGGGAGAUCUGGACAUUGUAAAACUAAGCUGUUUCAUGAUUCGUGACGGGGUUUAAGGGACGCACUUGCAGUCAGUGCAAGAUAUCGCCCGUUGAUUAAAUGGUGUGGCGAACGGAGGCCCACGACACUGAGCAAGAAUGUCCCAGUAUGCAGAUGAGCCCAGAUUCACCAUCGAGCAGAUCGACCUGCUGCAGCGGUUACGACACACUGGCAUGACCAGGCAGGAGAUCCUGCACGCUCUCGACACCCUGGACCGCCUGGACAACGAGCACGAGAAAAAGUUCGGCAGACGACCUGCAUGCGGAGGACGUAUGGGGAGCUCAUCCGAACCAGCCAACAACGACAGCAGCGCCGCCCUGACCUCAUCUGCGUACUCCUCUUCCUCCAACAACAACGUGACCGCCUCUUCCUCCACCGCCUCUGCCGCCACUCAGACGGCUUACCAGGGCACCCGCCUCUCCCCGUCACCUAGCAACAGCUGCAACAUCUCCCCUCCUCCCGUCAUCCCCGCCCCCGUGCCAAUAGCGCCCAUCACCCAGAACGGGCGCGACAGCCUAGCUGCUAUGUCCAAUGGGAAGCUGUCCCCACCCCGAUACCCCGUUAGUAACGCCGCAGCCAGGGUGUAUGGCUAUGAACCCACAGAGGAGGAGAUGGACAUUGAGGAUAAAGUGGAGGAACUCAUGAGAAGGGACAGUGCCAUCAUUAAAGAGGAGAUCAAAGCGUUCCUGGGAAACCGCCGUAUUUCACAGGCAGUGGUUGCUCAAGUCACAGGUAUUAGUCAGAGUCGCAUCUCCCAUUGGCUCCUCCAGCAGGGUUCGGACCUCAGCGAGCAGAAGAAACGGGCUUUCUACCGCUGGUACCAGCUGGAGAAGACCACGCCCGGUGCCACUCUGGCCAUGAGACCCGCCCCCAUGGCCCUGGAGGACAUCGUGGAGUGGCGUCAGACUCCACCCCCCAUCAGCUCCACCCCCGGUAGCUUCCGUCUCCGCAGAGGCAGUCGCUUCACUUGGAGGAAAGAGUGCCUCGCCGUGAUGGAGAGCUACUUCAAUGAGAACCAAUAUCCUGACGAAGCCAAAAGAGAGGAGAUUGCCAAUGCGUGCAAUGCUGUCAUACAAAAGCCAGGGAAGAAGCUUUCUGAACUGGAACGAGUCACGUCUCUGAAGGUCUACAACUGGUUUGCCAACAGGCGGAAAGAGAUUAAGAGGAGAGCAAACAUAGAAGCAGCAAUCCUGGAGAGUCAUGGGAUUGAUGUCCAAAGCCCUGGAGGUCAUUCAAACAGCGAUGACAUUGACGGCAACGACUACAGUGAGCAGGGAGCUGGCGAUCAAGUACUAGCAGGGAGAGCAGUUCCCAGAGCCUUUGGUUUCAGCAGAGGUGACCAGUCAUUCCCCACACAGGAUGACAGCACCAGUCAAAGCGAUCACCAGGACCCCAUCACCCUGGCCGUGGAGAUGGCAGCCGUCAAUCACACCAUCCUGGCGUUGGCGCAGCAAGGAGGGGGAGGGGGAGGGGGAGGGGGAGGCGACGACAUCAAGACAGAGGUGUUGGAUGAUGACUGAGGGGC
Molecule: messenger RNA, 1631 nt
Organism: Chanos chanos (milkfish)
Lineage: Eukaryota; Metazoa; Chordata; Actinopteri; Gonorynchiformes; Chanidae
Gene: hmbox1a
Product: homeobox containing 1a
Exons: 10
Coding region: 205-1626 (473 amino acids)
Biological process (GO): positive regulation of DNA-templated transcription
Cellular component (GO): nucleus
Molecular function (GO): double-stranded telomeric DNA binding
Source: RefSeq, a predicted model, not a curated record